Molecule: messenger RNA, 2235 nt
Organism: Periconia digitata
Lineage: Eukaryota; Fungi; Ascomycota; Dothideomycetes; Pleosporales; Periconiaceae
Source: the annotation of a GenBank genome assembly
UUCAUCGCAUCUCCAACUCCCAAAAGCACACAUACUUCAACCGUCCUCGCCAUGGCGCCUGUGGAUCGCCACGAGCGGAGACAACAGCGCGUACGCGGCGCUGGCCCGUCUGCAGUACAAGCAAACUUUGGAUUCAAUCUCGCUGCUUUCGCGCCUAAAGUCAAACAAGCUCCAGCGCCGCCACAAUCGUUGCGUCGAACACGAACCCCCACACCGUCGCGCAAAACGCCCGGCAGCUCUAAAGCCUCCGCAAAGUCUACAAGACGGCAUAGAAGUGUCUCUAUUCCACGAAGCAGCAGUGUCCGACGCAGCGUGACACCUAGAAACCGAACAGUCACCCCGCGCACAAGCAACAGGAAGCGCGGCUCUCAGUCUGCGCCGUUGGACGGAGAUGAUGGUGAGCUGGACGAGCUGAGUCCGGAGCACGGCAUAGAAUUCCCUUCGGUGGAAAAGAGUAGAAGAGUGGCCGCGGCUGUUUCAACGAUACGAGAGGAGCCCGACGAUGCGCCCGACGAGCUUUCGAUUUUGGACGAUAGCGUUGGAAGCGCGCGCAAAUCCAUAAGAGACCCGUCGGUCGCGUCAGGGGGGACGCCAGGGUCAGUUUCGAGGAUUCCGCGAUCACCGGUCCAAGACAAACCAGAAAAGACGCCUAUCGCGGAGAGGGUCGGGAACAUGUCUAUUACUAUGCGCAAGUCUCUCGCGCGCAGGUCCAAGUCGUCAGAGCUGCAAGUCACACCCAAAACGCUACCGAAUGGCGGCCCGCGCCUGUCGACCGCGUCUCAUUUCGACGAGUCGUUUAACACACCAAACGGCGGCCCCGAAGAUGAAAGUGAAGACGAACUUACACCCCGACCAAAGGAGAAUGCAACCCCUCGAAGCGUAGUGUCUGUGACUACGGUUGAUACUGCAGAGCAAGACAAUGGAGAGGCGGACGAGCUAUCCUCACCCUCCCAGCCAGACAAAUCACCGAGUCAACCUCUCGAUCGAACAGAAAAACUCUCGAGGCAGACCACAGUGGAAAGCCCUGUUCAACAACCAGAGUCUGCACCUACGCGGAAGCGAGGAAGACCGCGGAAGGUAGUGUCAGGGUCCGAGGAUGAUGCGCAGGUAAUACCUGCUGUUGGAAAUCAACCUGCACAUCAUCAAUCCGAUCUCAACAACAAGAUACGGGCGGAUCCAGAUGAUAAUGACGUGCCCGACGAACUUUCCCCAGCAAAUCGUACAAGGGACAAACCUCGUACCGUUCCAACAAUACCGGAGAGACCCCAACCCACGAAGAAGAAUAACAAGCCAGAACCGAAUCAACCCAUCGACAUCCCAUCCGGCUCCGAAGACUCAGACGAUUUCGAUCCAGACGACCAGCCGGACGAAGAAGAAUACGGCCAACGAACCCGUCCCACAUUACCUUCAAAACCCACAUCACAACCCUCGAAAGCCAAACCAACCUCCUCGCCCCCCCGCAAACGCCAAAAGACCGUUCACGAAAAAGAUGGCAACACCGCCCCAAAACAAACAAUCUCCGUAAUGCGCCUUAAGCAACCCCCAUCCAACAAAUCCAGGAAAAUUAAACCCCUUCCAACCGUCCGCGGCAUCUCAGCAGCAGAUAUAACGCACGCCCUCCUCACCCAAACAAUCGACACCCGCAUAUCCCGCCUCGCCGCAAAAUUAAACUCUCUCUCUUCUUCCUCUUCUUCGUCAGAAAUACUGUCGAGCCACAAAAAAACCCUCCGCACACAAAUAAACACCGCAUUAUCCUACACCGAGACCCUGGCAGAGAAAUUUCUGGAUCUACGAGACGCAAACGACGUCCUUUCCACCUUGGUCUCGCGCCGCAAGGCGCUACGGACGCAGAACGCGUCGCUGCGGUCUGAUUUCUUGGGUCUUCAGAACCAGAGAGAGGAAAUAGCCCUACAAGUCGAUGAUGUAAGCCUGGAAUUUGAAAGUCGGAAGGAAGAAGGAGAGAGGAAAGACGGGAUUAGUAAGCGGUUGUGGGAUAUCCAGGGUGCUAUUAGAUUGGGUAAGGAGAAGGCAAGGGAGGAGGGGAGAGAAGGGGAGGGUGCGAGGUGGGAUUUGGGGAUGUGGGUUAGGGAUUUGGUUGCGGGUGGUGGAUUGGUCGGGGGAGAUGAGGAUGGUGGUGUAGGGAUAUUGGAGAGGUUGAAGAAGUUUAAUGGGGGGUUGGAGAGGGCUGCUGGGUGGCUUGAAAACAGCGGUGCUGGGGAUGGACAACGGGUAUAA